AUGUCGAAUAACUCGUAUUGGAAUGUUACGGAAUAUAAGAUCCAGGAGGCUUUGUGGACAUUCCUUUCUCCUUUUCUCAUUGUUGUCGGAGAUGUUGGUAGUCUUCUAUCUGUGGUCGUUCUUAAUCAGCACAAAUUGAGUAGAUUUAGAUCAUCUACCUUUACCUACCUCAAAUAUUUAGCCCUUGGAGAUAUUUUAUUGUUGAACGGAUGCCUUUUUCCAGAUUGGAUUAACUACGCUUUCAAUGUCAAUAUUCGAAAGUAUUCUAUAGGUUGUAAGAUCCAUAGCUUUCUUGUCUAUUUGUCGACAGACUUUACAAACUGGAUCUUGGUUGCAGUCUCAAUCGAUCGCUGUAUUGCCGUUUGCUUACCACUGAAAGCUAGAACAUACGACCACUUUCAGAUUUGCAAAGCCACUAUAUCUGCCCUCUUUGUUGUAAUGACUGCUCUGAAUGUUCACUUAUUUUGGAAUAUGGAAACUUCUGAUCAAGAGGAACCUUGUGUUGAAGCUAACCACUUCACCUCUCAUGUCUGGCCAUGGAUAGAUUUUUGUGUGUUCUGUGUUCUCCCAUUCCUGAUAAUGUUUUCCUGCAAUGUAUUACUUCUAAGAGCCAUUACAAAAUCCAGAAAAAAAGCUUUCUCAUACAGAGAUUCGAAAACUUCUAUAACAAAUGACAUAAGAAAGGAGGGUGUCACUGCAAGACGAUCGUCGCACUUGACAAAAAUGCUGCUAACAGUGAGCUCGGUGUUCCUUGUAUUGACGUUUCCAAUCAUCACUGUAGAGUUACCCCGAUCUCUCUUCUUCAACGCCGACUCUCAAGGGAAACAGUUUGCCAGGUACAAGUUGGCCUGGACGAUAGGCAAUAUGCUGCAGUACGUAAACAGUGCUGGUCAUUUUUUCAUGUACUUCUUGACUUGUCCAUCCUUUAGAGAUGAACUGAAGUGUCUUGUUUGUAAAUGUAAAAGAAAUUCUACCAUGCCAAGAGGGAAGGUCAGCACGGUUUCACUGUCUCCCCUCUCUUAA
Messenger RNA from Saccostrea echinata, 1023 nucleotides. Its product is annotated as neuropeptides capa receptor-like. Gene Ontology annotation, biological process: G protein-coupled receptor signaling pathway. NCBI's taxonomy places the organism in Eukaryota, Metazoa, Mollusca, Bivalvia, Ostreida, Ostreidae. The record is from RefSeq and is a predicted model, not a curated record. The transcript has a single exon. Bases 1 to 1023 code for a protein of 340 amino acids. Gene Ontology annotation, molecular function: G protein-coupled receptor activity. Gene Ontology annotation, cellular component: plasma membrane.